Molecule: messenger RNA, 720 nt
Organism: Physella acuta
Lineage: Eukaryota; Metazoa; Mollusca; Gastropoda; Physidae
Source: RefSeq, a predicted model, not a curated record
UACGAUAAUAUUACCAUGGAUCUAAAUACGUACAUUCUUCAGAUGUGCAAGGCUCAUAUACUGAACUGUGACGACAGCUAUUUAGAUAAAAGAUCACAGCAAACACAGAUAAAAACACAACUGUCUCCGCGAUUUUUCGGGUUGACGGCAGAGGAACUAAUAGGUGCCGACAUAGCUGCUUCACAGGACACAUCCAACAGCCAGGUACAGCCGUUUGUAAACAGCCAGGUACAGCCGUUUGUAAACAGCCAGGUACAGCCGUUUGUAAACAGCCAAGUACAGCCGUUUGUAAACACAGCAGAUAGCUCUGAGAUGGUGGAUGGCUGGUAGCAUCUCCCUCAGCCCAUCACCUAUCCAAGUUGGUCGCAGUUGCUGCAGAACCAGAUCGGCCUUGACACUGAUUAACCUUGACCCAGAUUCUAAAUUGACCUAGAUUUACCAUGAACCUAUUUGACGUGGAGAAAUAUUUUUAGUCUCAAUAGAGCUUCAGCCUGACAUCCUUACAGCUGUAUCCUGACAUCCUUACAGCUGUAUCCUGACAUCCUUACAGCUGUAUCCUGACAUCCUUACAGCUUAUAACGAAACCAGAAACCCGUCCCUGUACCCACAAGAUAAACACCAAAGUUGACCUAGACAAAACUCCAUUAAUGAAAUGCCUUGUGUAGUUUGUGUACGGCCCUGGUGUCUGCCAGAAAUAAAAGCGUCAUGCCAGCAACUCAA